GCUCCAGACCCCAACAACUUCGACGACUCUGGGCCAAAGCAUAUAGGCGGUUCUUCUGCAAAGACGAUUGACUGGGACAACGAGGAGCACUGCCGGUGCAUCGCCGAUUGCCUUGUAAAAGGCACUUACGUCAUGUGCGGGGCGAGAGAAGAACUUGCGCCGGCGUGGUCGGAAAACUUCCAUUUCCGGCUCAAGAGAAGCCCUCACCGUCACUGAUGACCGACGCACCCCGACGCACCCCGACACCCGUCCGCUCAUCUUUGGUGCCAUCUACGAGCGCAUGCCCGACGCACCCCGACACCCGUCUGCUCCUCACUAUAUCGUCGCCUUCCGGGGCACCAAGCUGAAGCACGCCAAGAUGGCAGCCAAGAUGCAAGACCUCGACGAUGACUUCCAUAUAUUGGUGAACACCCUGCGGGACACGAAGCGGUACCGACGCGCACGCGAAGCGGUCGACGAGCUCCUAAACGUCAAUAAGGACGAAGCUAACCCUGAUAGCAGCUGCGUCGUGUGGCUCGCCGGGCACUCUCUGGGGGCGGCUGUGGCGCUGGAAUUGGGGCGGGCCAUGAUGUUGGAGCGGGUCGAUGAUCAGCGGAACCUCCCGACCUUCCUCUUCAACCUACCACGGGUGUCAUUGGCAUCGCUGGUCGACAUGCUGCUCCGUAAAGACAAGAGGGACGCCCUUUACGCCGCGAGUAACACGGUGAAGGUCGGCGUCGUGUCGGUCCUCAGUGAGCACCAGAAACGCAUGGAGAAAAUCUUCGAGCGGCUGGCCAGGUGGGUCCCGAAUCUGUACGUGCACGAGAAGGACCCCAUCUCCAACGGCCUCAUUGGUCACUUUGGGCGGCCGCAGCAGCUCCGCGAGUGGUGCUGCCCCGAUAUCGUCGCCAAGGCAGGGAUGCAACUGUCGCACCGUGACAUGUUCAGCUCGUUGUUUGGCCAGGAGAAGAUGCAGCCGUGCCUCCUGCCGUCGGUGAUGUUAUGGAUAAACUCGAGCGUCGACGAGCAGGCGGGCAACUGGUUCGACCUGCGGUUGGCGGCACACAAGCUCCAGCAGUGGUGGAAACCGAACAGCGAGCUCGAGCAGGCGGUCAACUUGUUCGUCCAGUGGUUCGACCAGCGGUCGGCGGCACACGAGCUCCAGCAGUGGUGGAAACCGAACAGCGAGCUCAGUUUGAGCCCCAGGCGACAUAUCUUUUUUGAGGAUAUGCACGGCACGGAUACGGGAUACGGACACCGUGACACCACAAUUUCUCAAAAACCCUGAUACGGGGAUACGUGCAUAAACUUCGUAUUUCUAUGCCAGUGGUUGUUCUGGUGACCAGAUGAUUGAAGAGGAGUCUUCAAAG
Molecule: messenger RNA, 1349 nt
Organism: Brachypodium distachyon (stiff brome)
Lineage: Eukaryota; Viridiplantae; Streptophyta; Magnoliopsida; Poales; Poaceae
Product: GDSL esterase/lipase At4g10955
Exons: 2
Coding region: 281-1267 (328 amino acids)
Source: RefSeq, a predicted model, not a curated record